Molecule: messenger RNA, 1844 nt
Organism: Ciona intestinalis (vase tunicate)
Lineage: Eukaryota; Metazoa; Chordata; Ascidiacea; Phlebobranchia; Cionidae
Product: coiled-coil domain-containing protein 6
Source: RefSeq, a predicted model, not a curated record
AUAAUUAGGUGCAUAUAAUGUUGAUAUGUUCUUAUUAAAACUAACCUGAUUUUUAGAUCUUCUGUUAGUAAAAGCAGUGAAAAUGUCUGAAUCGGAAUCCGAUACAGAUGGAAGCUUAGUGUAUACUGCAUCAACGUCCUCUGCAUCGCAAGUGGCAGCAGUAGCGGUAAAGAGGAAUGAACUGGCAAUUCGAGUUGCCUCACUGCAGCAGGAAAACAGAGUGCUCAAGAUGGAGUUAGAGACCUACAAGUUAAGGUGCAACGCCUUGCAAGAGGAAAACAAAGCUUUGCGCCAAGCUAGUGUAAACAUUCAAGCUCGUGCUGAACAAGAAGAAGAAUUUAUCUCAAACACACUGAUGAAGAAAAUUCAAGAGCUCAAAAAAGAGAAAGAAACUUUGGUAAACAAAUACGAAACAGAAGAAGAGUUCCUGACAAAUGAACUGCAGCGUCAGUUGAGUCAACUGCGACAGGAAAAAGUUGAACUUGAGCAAACCUUGGAAAAAGAACAAGAAAAGCAAGUGAACACUUUAAUGCGGAAGAUCGAAAAACUGAAGCGUGAAACGCAUGAUAAACACUACAAGUUGGAAGAGUUGCGUCGGGAAAAGAUUGAACUCGAAAAUACUUUGGAGAAAGAGCAGGAAGGUCUGGUAAACAGACUGUGGAAGAAAAUGGACAAACUUGAGACUGAAAAGAGGCUAUUGCAGGAAAAGUUAAACCAACCGGUAAGUGCACCACCAUCGCCAAGACAGUCUGUGUCUCUUGAAGGUGGCAGCAGUGAUCAGUUGACUGCUCAUGUUCGGUAUUUAAAAAAAGAGGUUGAGUGGCUAAGACGCCAGUUAAAAGGCAUGCAAAACGAUCGUCAUUCCAAAAUAAAUCUUUUCUUAAGCGAAGAGAAGAGUCUUCGUGAGGAAAAUGCUCGUCUUCAUCACCAGCUCUUGCUGGAAACUGAGCGAAGAGAAGCUUUGUCCAGACAGCUGUCUGAAUCUGAAUCAAGCCUUGAAAUGGAUGAAGAGAGUAGACACAUACUGGAAUCUUCAAGUCAGUCGAGCCUAACAGGUGUCUCAUUGGUUAGACCAAGAGCAAUUUCAAGCCCGGUUCCAUAUGCCAUGGUUACAGCAAGACCAAUCUCACCUCAUGCUGGUACAGGACCUACUACAGGGCCUUUGGCUUUUGCCCCGCCUUCUCCACUUGGUAAAUCUGGAGCCAGUACAAGCCAAACAAACACAAGCCAUGCUUCAACAUGCUCUGGUGCCAGCAUGUCCAACAGCUCGGCAGCUUACAGGCCUGCAAACCCAUCACAGUUCAUCAAGCCUUCUCCACCCCCUUCCCCAUCGAGCCGGCCAAAGACAAUGUUUGAUUCGUGAACAUUACUGGCUGAUUUUCUCUACCAUAUCUGUGUAAAUACCAACCUAUUUAUUAUUAUACAAAGUUCCACCCAUGACUAUGUCCUUAUGUGGCCAAAUGUUGACAAUACCGCUUGUUGGCAAUAAAGACGACACGCAUAUAGAAUAAAUUCAAAUACAGUCAUUGUAAUUUUAUGUGCGAUUUAUGUACAAAACUAUAACAACACUUUUGCUUUCUGUUUAUCUAUUGUCAUUUACUGUAAUAUUUAAGUUGCUAUGGGUAUAGCAUGGAGCUUACGUUAAUGUCAAUAGAAACAUGUGCUUUUCAGUAUUAUAGCUUGUGGCAAAUCUGUAUGCAUUUCAUUUUUUCAGUUAUACGUUCCAAGAGAACACGGCUAAAAUGUCUUAAUUUGAUCAGAUCUGUUUCUGUAGCUGCACGAUAAAUUUGAUUGUAUGCUAUUGAUUCAAUCAUUAAGUUAAUAAAGCUUUUUUGUCAUGUAAU